AUGCCUGAAGCCAAUUAUCUCCUGUCAGUAUCAUGGGGGUACAUGAAGUUCAAGAGGAUGCUGAACCGCGAGCUCACGCACCUCUCCGAGAUGAGCCGCUCGGGGAACCAGGUCUCCGAGUUCAUCUCCAGCACUUUCUUAGACAAACAGCACGAGGUGGAGAUGCCGUGUCCUCAGGCCCAAAAGGACAAAGAGAAGAACAAGCCCAUGUCCCAGAUCAGCGGCGUCAAGAAGCUCCAACACUCGUCCAGUUUGACCAACUCCAACAUCCCACGCUUCGGAGUCAAGACCGAGACAGAGGACACUCUGGCAAAGGAGCUGGAACACGUAAAUAAAUGGGGCCUUAAUGUUUUUAAAAUCUCUGAGUUUUCUGAUAAUCGACCGCUGACAGUGAUGAUGUACACCAUAUUCCAGGAGCGAGACCUUCUGAAGACCUUCAAGAUCCCCCUGGACACUUUUAUAACUUACCUGAUGACGUUAGAAGACCACUACCACGCCGAUGUGGCCUAUCACAACAACAUCCACGCCGCUGACGUCACGCAAUCCACACACGUGCUGCUGUCCACCCCCGCCCUGGAGGCUGUGUUCACCGACUUGGAGAUCUUAGCUGCCAUUUUUGCCAGUGCGAUCCACGAUGUUGACCAUCCAGGAGUCUCCAACCAGUUUCUCAUCAGCACGAACUCUGAGCUGGCUCUCAUGUAUAACGACUCCUCCGUGUUGGAGAACCACCACUUGGCCGUGGGCUUCAAACUGCUGCAGGAGGAGAACUGUGACAUCUUCCAAAACCUGACCAAAAAACAGAGACAAUCACUGCGAAAGAUGGUCAUCGACAUCGUGUUGGCCACAGACAUGUCCAAGCACAUGAACCUUCUGGCCGAUCUGAAGACCAUGGUGGAGACGAAGAAGGUCACGAGCUCCGGAGUGCUGCUGCUGGACAACUACUCUGACAGGAUACAGGUCCUCCAGAACAUGGUGCACUGUGCAGACCUCAGUAACCCCACCAAACCGCUGCAGCUGUACCGACAGUGGACGGACCGCAUCAUGGAGGAGUUCUUCAGCCAGGGCGACCGCGAGAGGGAGCGGGGGAUGGAGAUCAGCCCCAUGUGUGACAAGCACAACGCCUCCGUGGAGAAAAGCCAGGUGGGCUUCAUAGACUACAUCGUGCACCCUCUGUGGGAGACCUGGGCAGACCUGGUCCACCCGGAUGCACAGGACAUCCUGGACACUCUGGAGGACAACCGUGAGUGGUACCAGAGCACCAUCCCACAGAGCCCUUCCCCCGCGCUGGACGACCCGGCCGACGGCAGGCCCCCCGGAGGAGACAAGUUCCAGUUCGAGCUCACGCUGGAGGAAGACAACGAGAGCGACACGGAGAAGGACAGCGGCAGCCCCAACGAGGAGGAGGAGGACGAAGAGGAGGAGGAGGAGGACGACGAGGAGGAGGAGGAGGACUCAAAAACACUUUGCACGCAGGACUCAGAAUGCACAGAGAUACUGGACGAACAAGUGAGGGAGGAGGAGGAGGAGGAGACUCUGUGCGUACCGGAGGUAGACGAAGAGGAGGAGGAGGAGGAGGUGCCGUCGUCUCCUUCUCGCGUCCCGCUGGAGGAGAAUGAGGAGGAGGUGCACAGGACAGCUGAUACAUAG
Molecule: messenger RNA, 1647 nt
Organism: Knipowitschia caucasica
Lineage: Eukaryota; Metazoa; Chordata; Actinopteri; Gobiiformes; Gobiidae
Source: the annotation of a GenBank genome assembly